This is a messenger RNA of Salpingoeca rosetta, 1540 nucleotides long. RefSeq names its product ADP/ATP translocator. Lineage: Eukaryota; Choanoflagellata; Craspedida; Salpingoecidae. The transcript has 2 exons. Gene Ontology annotation, biological process: mitochondrial ATP transmembrane transport; mitochondrial ADP transmembrane transport. Bases 235 to 1200 code for a protein of 321 amino acids. Gene Ontology annotation, cellular component: mitochondrial inner membrane. The record is from RefSeq and is a predicted model, not a curated record. Gene Ontology annotation, molecular function: ATP:ADP antiporter activity.
CGCGCUCACAACAACCCGGAGCACGUGGCACACUUUUUGCUUCCGCCUGGUUUUUCCUCUCUGGUGUGUGUGCUGUGUUUGCUUUGCUUGUGCUUUGCUGUGCUUCGCUUGUGCUUUGCUCCCUGCUUGAGUUUCAGGCACUUGCGCUGCCGUGCCUUUUUCCACUUUUCGCUGCCACGUCCAGAAGCCCGCCUCCUGCCUCUUGUCGUCUCCCUGACAACAACAACAACCACGAUGCUGUACAACCAGGUCAACAUCCGCGAGCGCCUCGCCGCCGCGCCCGCUGGCAAGAAGAAGCUCGCCUUCUUCGAGGACUUCAUGCUUGGUGGUGUUGCCGCCGCCGUGUCCAAGACGGCUGCCGCCCCCAUUGAGCGCAUCAAGCUGCUCCUCCAGAACCAGGGUGAGAUGCUCAAGACCGGCUCCCUGGACCGCCCCUACUCUGGCGUGAUGGACUGCUUCGGCCGUGUCAUCAAGUCUGAGGGCGUUGGCUCUCUCUGGCGUGGCAACGCAGCCAACGUGCUGCGCUACUUCCCCACACAGGCCCUCAACUUUGCCUUCAAGGACAAGAUCAAGGCCCUCAUCAACUUCAAGAAGGACAAGGACGGCUACGCCAUGUGGUUCGUCGGCAACAUGAUCUCUGGUGGUCUCGCCGGUGCCUUCUCCCUGCUCUUCGUCUACUCCCUCGACUACGCCCGUACCCGCCUUGCCAACGACAACAAGAACGAGAAGAAGGGCGGCGCCCGCCAGUUCAACGGCCUCGUCGACGUGUACCGCAAGACCAUCGCCUCUGACGGUGUUGCCGGCCUCUACCGUGGCUUUGUCAUCUCCUGCGUUGGUAUCAUUGUGUACCGCGGCUUCUACUUUGGUCUGUACGAUUCCCUCAAGCCCCUCCUCAGCGAGUCCCUCCAGAAGAACUUCAUGGCCACGUUUGCGCUCGGCUACGGUGUGACCGUCCUCGCCGGCCUCGCCUCCUACCCCGUUGACACCAUCCGCCGUCGUAUGAUGAUGACCUCUGGCGAGGCCGUCAAGUACAAGAACUCCCUUGACUGCGCCGUCCAGAUCAUGAAGGCCGAGGGUGCUGGCUCCUUCUUCAAGGGUGCCGGUGCCAACAUUCUUCGUGGUAUCGCUGGUGCUGGUGUGCUCGCUGGCUUCGACAAGGUCAAGGAGUACUACAUUGCCAUCCGCCACGGCGACGAGUAAACACAGGAAACCAUCGAGCUCUUCUUGAUGUUGCCUUUCUUGUCAAAUCGCCUCUGUUGUCGUUGUGUGCUUUGUGCCUUCCUGCCCUCUCGUCUGAUGUUUUCUGUUGCACGGCCACAAAGCCAACUCCCUUUUGUCCCCAUCAUGCUACCUUCUUUCCCCCUGGCCCUGCAGCCUGUCUCUUCGUGUGUUUCUUUCCUCGCUCUCUCCGUCUCUGAACCUACUCCAGACGAUGUGUCCUCCUUUUGUCUCUCGACCAUAUAGCCAGCUGGUUUGUUUGACAUGGUUGUGCCAAUGUUGCAGUCCACUCCCCCCGAGUACACGGUCCUCUCCCCAGCAA